Molecule: messenger RNA, 2133 nt
Organism: Fusarium musae
Lineage: Eukaryota; Fungi; Ascomycota; Sordariomycetes; Hypocreales; Nectriaceae
Exons: 2
Coding region: 1-2133 (710 amino acids)
Source: RefSeq, a predicted model, not a curated record
AUGUUCCACUCGCGAGAUCAUUGCUCUAGUAUCGAAGUCCCUUCCAGGCGCGCGCCUAAUUCCGUUCCGAACAGGUUCGACCCUCUUAUUCAUCCCCGGGGACUUCAGCAAUGGCCAAAUGUCUUUGACGUGGAUGUCCGUCUACCUAUGCUCGCAGACUUGGAACAAGAAGGCAAUGCAGAUAAGAUUGAGCUCUCGAAUGUUACCAUCCCACCAGCCCUGCUGCGCCCCCUCAAUCCUGUCGUCGAUUCAGGCUCUUCAGCCCGGGGAAGCAGUGGCGUUUAUCGUCACCUGCCAGGGCGUGAUGCAUUCAGGCUACUUGAGAUACUCCCGGACGAUAGCGGCACUCUUCAAUGCAAGCUGCAUGUAUGCAGCUUGAAUGAAAGUGAGGCAGCAUACGAGGCUCUAUCUUAUACUUGGGGUAAGCCAGACUCUUCUAGUGACCAAAAGAUCGAGAUUAUUGCCAACGGUGUGAAUCACUCUAUGAUCAUCUCUGGAAACCUGUACAUAGCAUUACGGGAACUUCGGGGUAUUAAUACCAGUAGAUUGAUAUGGGCGGAUGCCAUCUGUAUCAAUCAGAAAGACGUGGCAGAGAGAGGCCAACAGGUGGCUUUGAUGGGAAGGAUAUUCAACAGCGCCUGGCAGGUCAUUAUCUGGUUGGGAGAGGAGAAAGACAGGUGCUGUUGUGGAAAUACAGUUCUUGAAAGGUCUCUUUCGUCCAUCUCAGAUGGUUUCUCUGAGAUCUGUUCUGUUGUUAAUGAGUGGCUCGCUCAGGCUGGCCACAAGACUGUCGAAGCAACUUACCUUGGCAUCUCUCAAGAUGGCCAAUCUACCGUACAUCAUGCUAAGAUCGACGAUAGAGGAGGCCUCAAUUUUGGAAUGACGGAGCUCUUCCUUCGGCGUUGGUUCUCCCGCAUUUGGGUCUUGCAGGAGGUUGUCCUCGCUAAGCAAGCCCUUGUACAACUCGGCUCAUACCAGAUUCCAUGGGAAUGGGUCGGACUCGCAGCAGCUAUCGUUGUUCACAAGAACGAGCUGUCGCCCGGUGGCUUGAACAGACACAUGGUUCCUCCGGGAGCAAUGAACAGUUAUCUCAUGUAUCGACUGUCAGUUUCUCAGAAGUGUCUUCCACGACUAGAAUUCUCAUUCGCUCAAUUACUCCAAGCCACGCGACACUUUGAGAGUAAGGAACCCAAAGAUAAGAUCUAUGGCUUGUUGGGCAUUGAAACAACAGAUUUGCUAGCCACAAGGAUCGUCCCAGAUUAUCGAGAGAUAACGACACCACAGAUGGUUUAUGAGGAUAUCGCGGGACUCAUGCUCGGCGCAGACUCACCUUUAACGUUUCUUUCGGGAGCCGGGCCACUGGGAACCGAUGACCGCCCGGAGCCAUCGUGGGUUCCAAUCUGGCAUGCGCCACGGCGAUGGACAAUGUUACCGACACAGAAGAAUAGAGGCUUCCGAUGUGCAUCUGAUGCUACGAUGGAACUCCACCCCGUUAAAAAAGCCGGAGAGCUGGUCCUCAAGGGCGUAAUCAUCGAUGACGUCUUGUCCAUACAAGAAUCCCGUGAAGAUUGGAACAUGGCGCGUCGAAGAGGCCACUACGAACUUCUAACUCAGCCACGGUGGAGCAAGGAAGCGUGGAGAAAAUGUGCCUUGACUCUGACGUGCGGCGGGGACGGGAGAGCAUAUCCCGUUAAUGAUGAGGCUGCGCAGCUUGCUGAUCUGGCUGCCCUGGUACUUUCGAAUAUCCACUGGGUUAUCAGCGAUCUUAUCGCACUGCGAGAUGUUAUCGAGCCCGAAGGCGACAGUAUGACGCAGGCUAAAUAUCUCAAGGAGAUCGCUGAAGGCGGAAAUUCCCGCCGAUAUAUCAGCGCGGUGGAACCUGUUCGUAGUUGUUACAGGUUGUUUAAGACGGCAUCGAAAGACUUUGGGGUUGGGCCUGUUGAUAUGAAGAUCGGGGAUAAACUCUGUGUACUGCUUGGUGCUGAGGUUCCGUUUUUGUUGAGGCCGAAGGGAGAUGGGUACUUGGUUGUUGGGGAGUGCUAUGUCUAUGAUUUGAUGCACGGAGAGGUCCUCGAGAAACUAGCAGCCGAUCCAGAUGGGCAGUUGAAGGCUGAAUGGAUCAAACUCAUCUAG